This is a messenger RNA of Solea senegalensis (Senegalese sole), 2147 nucleotides long. Its product is annotated as aquaporin-3-like. The record is from RefSeq and is a predicted model, not a curated record. Gene Ontology annotation, molecular function: water channel activity; urea transmembrane transporter activity; glycerol channel activity. Bases 72 to 983 code for a protein of 303 amino acids. Gene Ontology annotation, biological process: water transport; glycerol transmembrane transport. Gene Ontology annotation, cellular component: plasma membrane; basolateral plasma membrane. The transcript has 6 exons. NCBI's taxonomy places the organism in Eukaryota, Metazoa, Chordata, Actinopteri, Pleuronectiformes, Soleidae.
CUCAGCCUCACAACCACACAGGAGAACCUGCUUGCAUACUUUGUGUAUCCUCUUACCUCUGAACGGAGAACAUGGGCAGACACAAGGAGUAUUUGGACAAACUGUCCCACUUCUUCCAGAUCCGUAACCUGCUGCUUCGACAGGCGCUGGCAGAGUGUCUCGGCACCCUCAUCCUUGUGAUGUUUGGUUGCGGUGCUGUGGCUCAGCUCGUGUUGAGUGGUGGUUCCCAUGGAAUGUUCCUCACCGUCAACUUUGCCUUCGGCUUUGCUGCCACCUUAGGCAUCCUGGUCUGCGGCCAGGUAUCAGGUGGUCAUCUGAACCCGGCGGUGACUUUCGCCUUGUGUCUACUUGGAAGAGAGCGCUGGAGAAAAUUCCCCACAUACUUCCUCUUUCAGACAAUCGGAGCAUUUUUUGGUUCUGCUAUCAUUUUCGGCAUGUAUUACGAUGCAUUGUGGGACUUUCCUGGAGCUUUCAAUGUGACUGGUCCUAAAGCCACAGCUGGUAUUUUUGCCACUUACCCUGGAAAACAUCUCACCAUUGUCAACGGUUUCUUUGAUCAGAUCAUUGGCACAGCAGCGCUGAUCGUUUGUAUUCUGGCCAUUGUGGAUCCACACAACAACUCCGUCCCCCCAGGACUGGAGGCCUUCACCGUGGGAUUUGUCGUUCUGGUUAUUGGUUUGUCUAUGGGUUUUAACUCGGGUUAUGCCGUCAAUCCUGCAAGGGACCUCGGACCACGUAUUUUCACUGCUAUGGCUGGAUGGGGAGUUGAAGUUUUCACGGCCCGAAAUGGCUGGUUCCUGGUCCCCGUUUUUGCCCCAUUUAUUGGCACCAUCAUCGGCGUGAUGAUCUACCAGCUGAUGGUCGGCUUCCACGUGGAGGGAGAAGCACGUGACAGGAACAGAAAGAGUGCGGAGGAGGAAAAUGUCCGACUCACCAACGUCUCCACCAACAACUCCACCAACAACACCAAGGAAGUGCACUGAGAGGCUUUCGCCACGACACACCAGACGGGGGAGCAAAUAAAAGAUGCACAUUUAGUAAAAACCGACACACAUCAGCAUUUCGUCCUUAUACAGCUGUGGUAACCACAAGUGCUUUUUUUUUUCAAACCUUAACAGCUGUUGGGACAACUUCCAAGAUAGCUCGGUGUAAGUGAAAACUGGCCACUCUCUUUAACAUUAUCAUGUGAUUGUAUUACAGUGUAGAGGAACAGUUUGUGUAGAAACAUAGAAUUACAUUAAUUCUUUUCAGAGAUGAACAUUUGAAUCAUAGUGUCUAUAGUACUCUGUUUGAGCAGUAUUGUAUGUAGUAUCGUAGUGUUAUACCUUUUGUUUUAUAUAUGUACAGUGCAUCUUUCUAUGCGUUUUUUUCAGCCCUCGAGCGCACAAAUGGUCUGUCACUAAAUACUGUACGGCGAAAGAAGUUGUGUCUCGCUAUGUGCGGACCAUGUCGAUUCACGUAACCACUGAUAGUUUUAAGCAACCACAGCUAAAGUGUGAUUUACAUUGAGAUUGUGAUUUGUUUAUUGGGAUGUCUCUCUCUGACCAGCAGUCCCUGAACAAGCUGACCAUCCACUGUAACAUGUCAUCAGCUUGCAAACUUGACUACCCUUUGUAUUAACUAAAUGCCAUGAGAAGCUAUUGUAGCCAUGUAGUUUGAACUAUCAGGCUUAAAAAUCACGUCCAUUUAAAACUGUUGAUGUGUUUGUAUUAGGGCUGCAACGAUUAAGCGAUUAUUAAUCUUUUACUAAAUUAAGUGUCAAUAACCAAAUAAUCGGUAUGAGCUUUUUUUAAUUAUUAUUAUUUUAAACCAAGCUGAUUUUUCAGCUACUUAAAUGUGAAAAUGUGAAAGUUUCUUGGCUCCAUGUAACAAAUAAAUAUUGGUCUGUGGACAAAACAAGACAUUUUGAGAACAUCAUCAUUUCCAUUUUCUGACAUUUUAUGGACCAAACAAGUCCUUGAUUAAUCGAGAACAUCAUCGACAGAUUAAAAGAUUAUGAAAAUAAUCGUUAGUUGCAGCUCUAGUUUCUAUCUGACUCCAUGGUUUGGUGCUAAACCGGACUGUGUGCACCUAUAUACUUUGUAAGUAGGUCGAAGAGAACAUGCUUUUGUAUUGAUACAAUAAAGUGCUCAUUUUUUGUUGCAGGA